CUGUAUAUGCAGGAGUAAUUUGUGUUUUUGAAAAGGUCGGGGGGGAAGUGAGGGAGAAGAGGAGAGUCAGACAGGUAAACGAAGGCGGUUCACGUCAGGCAACGGUCGGGGCGCACCUGCGCCUCGUUAGGAAGACCAUAUUUUCGCGGGAUGCUCAGCCGUGAAGCCCACACUGAGGACGACGCCCGUGCUUUAUAGUGCAGCAUAACUCCAAUUUGGCUGCCGCAUUUCUGUCAGACCAGCACCACAGAGGUUUGGCUGAGGCUCUUGUGAGCUCAGUUUCCCUCUCUCUCACUCUCUCUCUCGCUCUCUCCUUCUCUCUCUCUCUCUCUCUCUCUCUCCCUCUGUCUCUGUCUCUCCUCUUCCUCUGGAGACCUGGGUCGCUGCUCUCUCUCCUCAGCUGCUCCGCCGUCCGUUGCCGUCUGAGGGUGCGUGCCCUGCCAUCGUUCCCGCGGGAGACAGAAAGGUUUAACUAGGCAGAGGAAAGAUGAGUCCUCUCUUUGUGCCCCUCUUGGCCGUGCUGAUCGGCCAAGUCUCACCGUCUCACUACGAUUAUGACUAUUACCAAGGUCCCUCCAUGAUGUUGGGCCCGCCCGGGCCAAACUGCCCGGAGGAGUGUGAGUGCCCCGUCCUCUUCCCCAGCGCCAUGUACUGCAACAAGCGUAACCUCAAGUCCGUGCCCGUCGUCCCCAACGGGAUCAAGUACCUCUACCUUCAGGACAACAACCUCAAGGAGAUCAAGGCCUCCGCGUUCGUCAACGCCACCGACCUCCGCUGGCUGAUCCUGGACAACAACCAGCUGACCAACGGCGCCGUGGAGAAGGGCAUCUUCGAGAAGCUGGGCUCGCUCGAGAAGCUGCACGUCAACUUCAACAACCUGACGGAGCCGCUGGGGCCGCUGGCCAAGACGAUGAACGAGCUGAAGAUCACGUGGAACAAGCUCUCCAAGUUCCCCUCGGGCACCCUGUCGGGGCUGGAGAACCUGACCAUGAUCGACCUCCACGGCAACGAGCUGACAUCGGACGGCAUCGCGGGGGCCUUCAAGGGCCUGAAGUCCCUGGUCUACCUGGACGUCAGCAAGAACAAGUUGGGGAAGUUGCCCAUGGGGCUGCCCAGCUCCAUCGAGAUGCUCUACGCCGACUACAACGAGAUCGGCAGCGUCCCCAAGGAGUUCGCCAACAAGCUCCCGCAGCUGCAGUACCUCCGCAUCGCCCACAACAAGCUGGCCGACGCCGGCAUUCCCCCCGGCGCCUUCAACGUGUCCACCCUCAUCGAGCUGGACCUCUCCUACAACAAGCUCCAGACCAUCCCCGAGGUCAACGAGAACCUGGAGAACCUCUACCUGCAGGUCAACAAGAUCAGCAAGUUUGACGUCGGGAGCUUCUGCAAGUACAUGACGGCGAUCAACUUCUCCAAGCUGAGGCACCUCAGGCUGGACGGGAACAACUUGACGCGCAGCAGCGUUCCCGACGAGGCGGCCAACUGCCUGCGCCUGGCAACCGACGUCAUGGUGGAGCCCACGGACUAGGCUCCCUUCGCCCCGCCAUCGCACCCCGAAAACACCAGUGGAGCCCAAGGACACUUUCUGUUUACACUCACCGCCCCCCUCCCUACCCCCCCCCCCCCGCCCCGCCCCGCCCCGCCCCUCUGCUGCUUACCCCCUUUCUCUUCUGCUAUAUUACGGAGAACAGGGAACACAUUUCUGUAGGUGUUACAGAUCUAGAGAAGAGAUUAUUUAACAAGAGUUAAUCAUGAAAUGAUGUAGCCUCCCUUGUCAAGAGUUGCAUUUAAUCAAACUCCCAUUUUUGAUCUCUUAGAAAGCAGCCUUUGGGUGGAUCCCCACAAUUUUGGGUGGUAUGUUACGUUUUUUUUUUGCCAUGCCAGGAACUUUUGAGACCUUCCCUGGUUCUCUUGUACAGUCAUUCAGUUGAUAAAACACGUAUGCAUGAAAUGGGCAGAUCUGUACAGAACAGCACAGUUGGGUACGUUCUUCUGUACACACUAUAGCAGGGUUGUGUAACAUUUAGGGUUAAGGUUUGGGGUUAGGAGAAGGCGCUCAAGAACGAUAAUACAAAUCACUUUCUUGAUGUGCCUUCACAUAGACUAUGAAGGUAAAUAUUCCCAAUUUAGAGGUAGAUAGUUUUUACUUUCAGCUGGGAAAUAUGAUUUGACACAUAUCUUAACUAUGCAAUAGCAGAGCAUCACAUAUCGCGUUUACUGAAGUCUCACUUUUACUGAUAUUUGUUCAUUUUGUUUUUUCUAGCUUUCUCUUAAAUAUUAUCUCAUGGUGUACAUCACUGACACGUGUUAUUGCUGUAUCUCAAACAAACCUUCAGGUAAGGAAAAGUGUAUUAUGAGGACAACUGGACUCUUUGUCCAAACUGGGACAUAACGCAGUCCACAGAUUAUGUAGUAUCUAAUGAGAAGUAAAUAUCAUCUUGAAUUGAUUUCAGGCAGAUAUUCUGGAUAGAAAGAUCUCACAGCUCUGAAAAAAACAUAUACUUUGUGUGCCUGAACACAGUCAUUAUAAUCAGCAUAACAGUGAACAUGAUAAAUUAAUGUUGUAAAAUUAAUGUGAAUGUUUGUCUCUUUGUAUCCUUUGUCAGAUAUUCCAAGAAAGAGAAAAAACGUAAAACAAAACAUGGAGUGAAAUUUACCGAAUGAAAUGAUUGAGAUAUGAAUUCCUCUAUGUUUGUUGAUGUUUUUCUGCUAAACUAAAGCCAGCCACUUUCUAUCUAGAUAAGCAGCAUUGCGAACAUCAGCUAAUACAUUCUGUAAACACAUAUGCAUUUCCUUGGCCUGCAUGCAUUGCAUGGUAUAUCUGUAUGCUAAUAAAACGUAGCAUUUUAA
This is a messenger RNA of Conger conger (European conger), 2850 nucleotides long. RefSeq names its product lumican-like. The transcript is spliced from 3 exons. The coding region runs from base 488 to 1528 and encodes 346 amino acids. Gene Ontology annotation, molecular function: protein binding. Lineage: Eukaryota; Metazoa; Chordata; Actinopteri; Anguilliformes; Congridae. The record is from RefSeq and is a predicted model, not a curated record.